CAGAAAGGGUAUAAUCCUCAUACGCUGUCAUUAAUAUCUCAGACUCCGUCUCACUGGAUUCGCCCCACAGUGCCAGCAGCUUAAAGAAUAAUAAAAUAAAAUAGAUAAAAGACCAGUAAGAAGAAGAAGAAUAGCAAUCUAAACAGUGCAAAAGAGCAAUGAGAUGGUUAAAGUGGCAGUUUAAAGUGACAACAGUGCUAAGAACAGUAAGUAGAUGAGUCGGUGAUGGCAGUCUUUGGUGAAGAUGAUGUUCUGAACAGCUGUGAAAGUUUUUCAGUGAGAGUUUGUAGCAGGGAGUGAAGGGGGCAGGGCAGGGAGGGAGUUGAGUUUCCUUAUUGCCUGGUGGAGGAAACUGUCCUUGAGUCUGCUGGUUCUGGCCUGGAGACUUUGCAGUCUCCUCCCUGAUGGCAGCAGGAGGAAGUGACUCUGGGAUGGGUGUGAAGGGUCCCCUGCAAUCCUGAUGCCUUUGCGGGUGAGGCGGGAGUGAUAACUGUAAGAGAGGCCAGUGAGAGGGACACCGAUGAUCUUCUCAGCUGUUUUCACAAUGUGCUGCAGUGUCUUCCGGCAGGAUGUGGUGCAGGUUCUGAACCACACGGUGAUGCAGCUGGUCAGGUUGCUCUCGAUGGUACCACUGUAGAAGGUCUGCAUGACGUGGGGAGGAGCUCUGGCCCUCUUCAGUUUGCGGAGGAAGUACAGUAAAAAAAAUUAUCUAUUGAGAUGUCACAAGGCUGGAUCCAAAUGAAGCAGAUUUAUUAGCUAAGUUAGAAGUCCACAAAGCUAAAUCAGGGUCAGGAAGGCAGGAGUCAACGAGCAUAAGUUCAUCAGAGGAGAGACGGGGUAGUCAGGAUCCAGGUGAAAGUCAGGGCAGGCAGCAGGCAAACAGAGUCAGGAGACAGAAGACGAGGUCCAGACAUAAUGCUUAAAGGCAAGUGGCACAAACAAUACUUCACUCAGUGCAGUGUUCAAGUAUGCUGUGGUUGAUUGAGCGAAUGAGAGUCAGGUGUGUGGCAUCCAGGAAGAGCACGCUGGGGUUGCUGGGAGUUUUAGUGUAGAACUAUGGGGACGGCUCCCGCCAGUGACAAGAGGGGAAGACAGAGCUCAGAAUUCUGAUAGGAGAUACACAUAGAUGAAAUUAAGGAGCAUUAAAGGAACACCUAAAUAAGAACUUUAACACCUUUUUCAUUUUUAAAUCUAAAAAAAAAAUCAAUUUCAGAUUUAUCUUUUUUCCUGGCCACUGGCAAUAAGGAAACCCUAAUUUCUAGUUGAAGCCGAUAAUAGCAAAAUAAUAACAUAUUACAUUUUUUUAAAUCAAUUUUAAACCUAUCAGGAUGUGAAGCAAACAGAAAUUUAAGUUUCAGAAUUGUUAUUGCCUUUAAAGAAAUGGAGUUCAGACAGAUUUUCAAUCCCUUUUGAAUUAGAUGAAUAUCAGGUGUUUUGCUGAAGCACCUCAUGACAUUUGUCUCCUAAUUCUUCUGCUAACAUUGUAGCUCUGUGUGAUUCUCAAAGAAAAAACCAAUGUGGGCUGAAGAUUGCGCAACAUCUACGCCUGACACAGCACCCAUACUGCUCUGAAUGACACCCAAAGAAGGAGCAGCUCAGCUCGGUGAAUACAUGGAGCAGUGCAGCAGCUUUGACUUUAACAUGGAUGACUGCGAGAAGUUUGAACUGUCAGAAAACAAUGUGAACAAGGGAACAGAGCAGAUCCGGCCGGAAUGCUUUGAGCUGCUGAAGGUUUUGGGAAAAGGCGGCUAUGGAAAGGUGUUUCAGGUUCGGAAGGUAUCAGGAGCCAGUUCCGGGAAGAUAUACGCCAUGAAAGUUUUGAAGAAGGCCAUGAUUGUGCGCAAUGCAAAGGACACGGCGCACACCAAAGCAGAGAGAAACAUUCUGGAGGAGGUGAAGCAUCCGUUCAUUGUGGAUCUCAUUUAUGCCUUCCAGACUGGUGGGAAGCUGUACCUCAUUCUGGAGUACUUAAGCGGGGGGGAGCUUUUUAUGCAGCUGGAAAGAGAGGGCAUCUUCAUGGAGGACACAGCAUGUUUUUAUCUGGCUGAAAUCUCAAUGGCUCUGGGUCAUCUGCACCAGAAAGGCAUCAUCUACAGAGACCUGAAGCCAGAGAACAUCAUGCUCAACGACAGCGGACACGUGAAGCUGACAGACUUUGGUUUGUGCAAAGAGUCCAUCCAUGAUGGAACAGUCACUCACACCUUCUGUGGCACCAUCGAGUACAUGGCCCCAGAGAUCUUAAUGAGGAGCGGACACAACCGGGCCGUGGACUGGUGGAGCCUGGGAGCUCUCAUGUACGACAUGCUGACAGGAGCUCCUCCAUUCACAGGCGAAAACAGAAAGAAGACGAUUGACAAAAUCCUAAAAUGCAAACUCAGCCUUCCACCUUACCUCACACAAGAAGCCAGGGACCUCCUAAAGAAGCUGCUGAAACGAAGUGCCUCAUCACGACUUGGAGGCGGACCAGGAGAUGCUGCCGAAGUUCAGGUCCACCCGUUCUUCCGGCAUAUAAACUGGGACGACCUCCUCGCUCGCAAAGUAGAACCUCCCUUCAAACCGUUUCUCCAAUCAGCUGAUGAUGUGAGCCAGUUUGACUCCAAGUUCACCAGCCAGACUCCAGUAGACAGUCCUGACGACUCCACACUCAGCGAAAGCGCUAAUCAAGUCUUCCUGGGCUUCACAUAUGUCGCCCCAUCUGUGCUGGAAAAUGUCAAAGAGAAGUUCUCCUUCGAGCCAAAGCUCCGUUCACCGCGGAAGUUCCCUGGAAGCCCCAGAACCCUUUUGAGUCCCUUGAAGUUUUCUGGGGGGGACUCCUGGCUCCGAGGGCCGCUGCCUUCGGGCAAUCCUUCCACCGUUUGCCCCGGCUCCGGGGAGCACCCUAUGGAGGUGUCGGGAGUGGAGCAAAUGGACACGAGCAGCAGCUGCACCUCCGAGGUGUCUGCCCCACUUCCCAUCAGGCCACCCUCAGGCAUCCAAGCCGGGCCCUUUAAGAAGCAGGCCUACCCUAUGAACUCCAAGCGGCCCGAGCACCUGCGGAUGAACCUAUGACCUUUGGCCUGCUAUAGCUCUCUUUCAAUUGCUGUCCCUGUUUUUUAUAGUUUUCCUUUCCAACGCCUGUAGAAAAUGUUUUUUAAAAUGUGACUGACUGAUGCUGAUCACCAGCUCCUCCAGCAGCGCCUUCACCUCCUUGGCCUCCAAAGCCCCUUUUUCGCCCACCUGGCCUCCUGAGCUCAGCAUGAAUAAUCAGCUAAUCAAGUCUGACUCCUGAUGAGACGUGAAGUCGGUUUGGAAAACGAGGUGUCAUGUGACCUGGCAUUAUUAUGAUUUUCUGGUGCUCUGAGAGUUUUUUGUUUACAGACGGUUCAUCUGAGGAACAGUGGACUGUGUCCGCAGGCCUUUUGGUUUUUUAACCUAUCAAAGAACAGACAGUCGCGCUGCCUUCGCCGUGGGGCGUGUUCGAGUAGGAGGCGGAACCAGACUGACGGAUGAGAAGUCAUCAUACCGUCAGUGAAGUUUGAGUUGAGCGUUUCAUCCCAGUCACGACCAAAUGCCAACACGGCUUCCCUCAGAUGAAUGUACACGCUUUGUUUUGAAUGUAGACACUCCUGAUGCGUUCUUUACGGGAUCUUUAGUCUCCUGGACGGAGAACGGCUGCAGACCAAGUCCUCUCAAGCUGCAUUUGUGUUUUGCGUGUUGGCGCUGGACUGGUACAAUACGGGCGGACCACUGAGCAGAACCUGAGAGGCUGUGAAACUGCUGUAUGAGGUUCUGGAGUGAGGCCACACACGCAGAUAUAACUGGAAACGUCAAACGAGAACUGAUUAUUCCUGAAACGUAGACCAAAAGUUUGAAAGCAGCUGAAGAGAUGAGUGAUUAUGGGGAAAGUUUGGAGCGUUCCUGACUUUUUAAAAACCAUUUUAGAGCGAUUCUUUUAUUUCAUUCUGAAGGCUCACUCCUUGUCCCGGAGUUUUAUUUAUUCCUGGUGCCACUGUGCUUCCACUGCAUCAAGCACACUAUGCAAAUAAUGUAUUUAUGUAGUGUUGAUGGGAUAAUGCAGCAGAAUGUCUCCUGAUUCGUCGUAAUAAUCAUGUACAGUGUAAUUUAAUGUCUUAAAACCUCAGAUUUGUUUGUUUAUUUAAAAUGGGCUGGAAUGAGAGUAUUUAUUUUGUGCCAUGUUUCCUCUCAGACGACGGGUCAGUGUGUCGUCGUUCUGCAGGGCUUGAGGCAGAGAGCAGUGGGAGUCGUGCCUUUGGUUGCAGUGUACAGUUAGAUGUAAAUUAAAGUGAAGGGAGGCAGAAACUGAGUGAUGGAUUGAUACCUCCACACUCAGAACGAUGCUUCAAAACAAAAGGGAUCAAACUUGGUUGGGGUUUACACUUUAUACCUGUUGAUGUUCCCCAUUCACAGAGGGCAACUAAGGAAUAAUCGUAUGUACAUAAUGACACGGACAUAAACACCUUAAAGGACUGAUGAUGUUUCUAAAUGACAGCGAUGUCUCCGGACAGCAGAAGGUGUUUUGAUGCUGGAGGCUUCGGUUCAGCACUGAGAUGAUUCCACCCGGACUGUAAUCCAAACUGUAAUUCUUUAUUCAGAAAGUUUAUGAAUAAAAGUGAAAUCUGCAUACAGAAAA
Messenger RNA from Oryzias latipes (Japanese medaka), 4630 nucleotides. It is a transcript of the gene rps6kb1a, whose product is annotated as ribosomal protein S6 kinase b, polypeptide 1a. The record is from RefSeq and is a predicted model, not a curated record. Gene Ontology annotation, biological process: protein phosphorylation; signal transduction. NCBI's taxonomy places the organism in Eukaryota, Metazoa, Chordata, Actinopteri, Beloniformes, Adrianichthyidae. Gene Ontology annotation, molecular function: ATP binding; protein serine/threonine kinase activity.